AUGGCCUACAAUUAUCAUUAUGACUUGGCAACUUCACAGCGAAAAGUUAUUCUGAAACUAAUUUUCAAAUGGAAAGGCUCGAUUUGGAAGGCGAUUUAUCAGGAUUUGUUAUUAUGGUGUUUUUGUUACGCAGUUAUUUCUUGUAUAUACAGAUUUGCAUUAGAUAGGAGUCAGCAAGAGUUGGUUACUUUGUUUUUUAACGAAAAAACAACUAAUAUAAAUGUUCCAGCACAUUCGAAAGAUUUAUGCAAUUUUGCAAUCGUCGACUAGAUUAUAUUCCAAUUAAUUUCAUGCUCGGAUUUUUUGUGACUACUGUAAUCAAUCGAUGGAUGACACAAUUCGCGAAUUUAGGAAUGAUUGAUAAGUUGGUUUUUCUAGCAUAACUAUUUUAAAAAAACUGUGGCAGAUUAUUGAAAAUUACUAGACAAAAAUUCAAGAAAUUUAGAGAAACAUAUUUUUGAUCAAUUGCAAAAAGUAGUCGAGGUGUGAUCUAACUUUAAAACAUUCAUAUUUCUAGCAUUGCCCUUUUCACUUCAAUGUAUCUAAAUGGAAAUGAUGAUCGAGGUCGAAUGCUUCGCCGAAGUAUCGUCCGUUAUUGUGUUAUGGCUCAAACUAUGGUAUUCCGUGAUAUUCAUAUUGGAGUCAGAAAACGAUUUCCAACACUUGAAACUAUGGUUGCCGCAGGAAUAAUGACUGAACAAGAUCUUGAAAAAUUCAAUGAUUGUGAAUCUCGCUAUGCAAAAUAUUGGCUCGGUUUCAAUUGGUCAUUUUCACUUUUAAACGAAGCACGAGCCGAAAAUCGUCUAGAAAGUGCUUAUACUCAAAAUGCAAUCGCGGAAGAAAUUCGAACAUUUCGAAGUGGUCUUUCUCUAAUUUGGACUUAUGAUUGGGUUCCACUUCCAUUGAUGUAUCCUCAAUUGGUAUUUAUGGCUGUUCAUUGUUAUUAUUUGGUUUGUUUAGUUUCACGACAAUUUGUGAUAAAUUCGGAUGCUCCUAAUACAACUGAAAUUGAUUUGGCAGUUCCUUUUAUGACAAUUAUUGAAUUCACAUUUUAUAUGGGAUGGUUGAAAGUUGCCAUGGAUUUAUUAAAUCCAUUUGGUGAAGAUGAAGAUGAUUUUGAUUGUAAUUUUUUGAUUGAUCGGAACCUAACAGUUGCAAUGGGAAUAGUUGAUGAUACAUACCGUGCACAUCCAGAUCUUGAAAAAGAUAUGUUCUGGAAUGACACAGUUUCACCAUUGUAUUCAAAAGAAGCCGCGCAACGAGAUGUCAAUUUCUACUUCGGAAGUGCUACGAAUGCUGACGAUGAUAAACGUCGAAAAAUUCCGGAUGAUCGACGUGAAAUUACAAUGGUUCCCCAUCCAUUCAACGAGAAAAUGGAUCAAAUUUAUGGAAUUAAGCCGAGUCGGACACCAUUUGAAAGUUUUGUUGAGAUUAGAAGAGAUCAGCGGAAUUCGACAGGAACUCGGAAACCAACAUGGGAUAAUCGACAAAGAGGAUCAAAGUUUUUCCAAAAACGACAAUCGAGAAGUUUUUCAUGUUUUCCCGAUGAAAAACCACGAAGUUCUACAGAUGUUGAGAGUCCUUAUAUUAAUGGAGGUCCUCCGAAAAUUUGUUAUAAUAAUCCGGAAUGUAUAUUAGAAGAAGGUCAGUUUUCACAUUUUAAUAGAAAAUGAACAUUAGAUUUUUUUCUAGAAACCGAAACCUGUCCACACACUCUCACAGCUCCUUCCCCCUCCACAAAUCCACCGCUACAAAAACCAAAAAAACAUGUUCAAAUCUCGAAUAAAAGAGAAAGUGUUAUAAGUUUGGGUCGCUCAAAAUCGUUCAAUCAUUUUGGCGAACACGUGGAUUAUCAUGAUUAUUAUGAUUUUGAUAAGUGA
Messenger RNA from Caenorhabditis angaria, 1880 nucleotides. The record is from the annotation of a GenBank genome assembly. NCBI's taxonomy places the organism in Eukaryota, Metazoa, Nematoda, Chromadorea, Rhabditida, Rhabditidae.